Molecule: messenger RNA, 698 nt
Organism: Emiliania huxleyi CCMP1516
Lineage: Eukaryota; Haptophyta; Isochrysidales; Noelaerhabdaceae
Exons: 2
Coding region: 62-442 (126 amino acids)
Biological process (GO): late endosome to vacuole transport via multivesicular body sorting pathway
Cellular component (GO): endosome
Source: RefSeq, a predicted model, not a curated record
GUACCCUUCGUUGGCGGGGCCUCUACUCGCCAGGGCGCCCGCGAGUGGAACGCCGGCCACCAUGUCCAACCUCGUCGGCCUCCUGGUCCCAGCGGGGCUACUGAGCCUCGCCAUCUUCAUGCACAUCCUCGCGUGCGCGAUGUACAAUAACUGGUGGCCGCUGAUGAGCCUCCUCCUCUAUGCACUUAUGCUGCUGCCGCUGGCGGCGCUCGCGCGGCAGAGCGAGUCACUCUUCGACUCGGCGCCGACGGGGUUCCACUGGGCGAUCUUCCUACUCGCGUCGCUCGUCACGCUGGUGAUCGGUGUGCCGAUCGUCAUGUGGCACGUCGACGUCAUCGAGUCGGGUUCUGUCUUCUUCAACCUCUCGGGCUUUGUGCUGCUGCUCGCCACCGGCGCUUCUGCCGCAUUGUUCGGCGAGAAGCAAAGCGACGGUUGGGGCUGAGCCGCGCCCUGGGGAGUUUGCGCCCCCGUCACCCAGAGCGCCGGAGUGGGUGGUGCGCGCGACGGCCGGGCGGAUGCUGUAUGGACUGUAUCUCGCGGCACCACAGCAGGCGCCGCGAUAUCGCCUCGACCGCGCGGUCUCUCGGGGCGCGCUCUCGGGGCGCGCCCAGGCGCAGGGUGUGUGGGCGGGCGCGCUUUUUUCGGUAAUGAGAGUAGCGAGUGCGAGAGCUGUUCUAAGACGAGGCAGUGCGGUAGUU